Molecule: messenger RNA, 3960 nt
Organism: Neoarthrinium moseri
Lineage: Eukaryota; Fungi; Ascomycota; Sordariomycetes; Amphisphaeriales; Apiosporaceae
Exons: 2
Coding region: 1-3960 (1319 amino acids)
Molecular function (GO): protein heterodimerization activity
Source: RefSeq, a predicted model, not a curated record
AUGGCACCCGCCGCCAACAUCGACACGGCCGUGUCAAACUCCUCUACGGCCCUCCAUAGCCCUCGACAUGCCCGCUCUCGCACACAGAGCGUAUCCAGCGACCGCCCGUCCACCAUCGCACACAGCCUCAUGUCGCCCCCUCUCGCCGUGUCCCCCGAGGCGGCUUUCAUAGCUGCUUCGGCCGCCUCCCAGAUUGUCACGAACGACCACGACAGCCACGCGGAAACCUGGUAUGACCAGGUCGGAAUCGAACCGUCGGGAGAGACUGCGCUCGUAUCAAACGGCGCCCUUCAGCUGGCAAACAACUUUGUCGACCAGCUUUUGUUCAAUAUCAUCGGAGUGGCCCGGGCGACCACACUGGGCGCACUGCGGCCAGCAGUCAGCGAGGUGCUGAAGCCAAAGCUCGCCAAAGAUGCUGUCAACCAGGCGGACGAGGAGUUGCGAGAGUAUCUCGGGGGAGGCGAAGUGGACGAUCUCGUUCAAUCACCCACCGAGGAGAGCUCGCGUGACUGGGACCUCGAACUGGUAUGGAAGCGCACUCGUCUUAGGUGCAUGGUCUACUCUUCUCUGGGAGACAUGGAGGAAGAAGACGAGGACUACUUCAUGGAACAAGAACAUCUCAACGCAGAGUCGGAGGAUCCUGCAGCUGGCGUCGUAUCCCCGGCUGUGGCCAUUUUCCUGACUUCGAUACUGGAAUACAUGGGCGAGCAGGUCCUGGUUGUGGCAGGACAGGCUGCUUUCAACCGCCUCCGUACCAGGUACGAGAAAGACUUGAAGGACGGCACUCGCUCCGCUGGAGAUGUGUCCGAACGAAUUGUCGUCGAAGAGCUGGACAUGGAGCGCGUGGCUCUGGACCGCACGCUCGGAAGACUUUGGCGAUCGUGGAAGAAGAGGAUACGAUCGCCUACCGAGCCCAAUUUCUCCCGCGCCUUCACCCGAAGCGCUACGCACAGCCGUCAUGGCAGUACGGCAGGGGAGACCCUCCAGGGACUCCAUUCGCCACGCGAGGUGGUCCCCGAAUCGGAGGAGACUAAAUCGAAGGGACAAGUCGGCGAGGAAGAGACAGCAGAAUCAAAGUUGGAGCCAGAUGCGAUUCCCCUGCCCAUCGGCGAGAAUGACGUUGCUGAAAUCGAAGUCCCCGGCCUUGUGUGGUACAGUGAUGAAGAGGACAGCGAUGCCGACGACGAGGAUGAGGAUGCGUCUCCGCCGCGGCCUAAGAGCUUGAUGAUCUUCUCCUCCAUCCCGCUCGAGAGCCCGCCCACCCCUGGCCUCUCGCAGCCGCACACUCCUGUUCAGCUAAACCGAAGGCGCGCAAACUCGCUUCCAACCCCAGCUACUUCGCCAUACAGUUUAGUGAAAACUGAUAAGUACGAAGCGGAUCUUCCACAAGCAGAAGAAGAAGAAGACGCUGCCAUCGCUGAAAACCCCGAGUUGACCACUUCUGAGUCGUCUUCAUUGCUUGUUGCCCCGGAUUCGAACUUGAACGAAGAUGGAGUCUCACCGCUCGAGACGCCUUUGGAGGAAGAGCCCACAGCUGAACAUGGCACAGACCGCAUUUCCAAGAUCAUGUCUGGCGCCGCUGCGGUCGGUUCGGCCGCCGUUGCUGGUGUUGCAGCGAUGGUCCAAGGCACAGCCCCACAGACUGUCCCUACCCCGAUGGAGGAGGACGAGAUUGAUGAUUUCCCAGAGGAAGCGGAGAUCCUCACGUCGUCGCGCGUUUCCUUCGGUGGCAGAAGCUCCCCAUCGGCAUCCGAGUCCGGUCGCCCCCCUUCACUACUUGUUAGAUCUAACAGUGUGCGCUCUGUUCGUGUGAUCGAUGUUCAAGGCCCAAAAAGCCCCAGCGUAAAGUCAAGGAAUGGCUCGGUCGACAUUCCAGACUUUGCCAGCUCGCGGCCGAUGUCAAACAUAUCCCGAGACGGUGGCAUUUCCACCCCGCCCAUUGCCGAGGAAGGUGUCGACUCUGAUUCCUCAGCUCGAGCAUCCAAGAGAAACGCUGUUAUCGUACCGACUAUUGAAGACUUCCGCGAGACCAGACCGUCCCGAGAUGUGGCCCCGACGAGUGCACCGCACCCUGCCAGAAGUGUCGCCCCGACCUCUGCACCGAGAUCGACAUCGUCUGAGAAUGUCACUAGGGUCGCCACGGUGGGAGCGGGUGCUGGAAGAUCUUUCUUGGACCUGGACGCAAAACCGGAUGUACCACAAAAGCCUGCUCCACAGCAAAAGCAGCCGGCAAUGCCCACCGUACCUGAGAGGAGCUCUGGCAGACCAUCUGUCGAGCGCAACCAUUCUGGGGCCCGCAGUUCCCCAGAGUCUCCCCAGACUACCCGUGCUAAGCUCGCGGAUUCGCCAUCGUCUUCGUCCUCCAACAAACAUAAGCCACGACGCACUUCGGAAGACAGCCAUCCUCAGCGGGCGCAAGAUGUGGCCAAGAACUUCGAAGCAUUGCUACAGAACAAUCAGACUUUGCAGUACACUCUGACGCCGGAAAAUAUGCGCGAUAUGAAUGAUUCCAACCGUUCCCAGAACAGCGGCAGCCCGGUAGCUCAUCACAAGUCUCGCAUGAGUGAAGACGUAAAAUCUGAGCGCUCCAGGUCCUCUUCUAUCAAGAGGUCUCUGUCUGUGACCAAGUCUACGGGUCUGAACUCCCACCCACCUGAGGCGCAGGCGAACGGCAAAUCCCACAGCAAGCUCUCCGGUCCUGUACCUCGGGCACCUCCCGUGUCCAUGGCAAACUAUCACGGAAGGGCCGCUGGCGCACAAGCUAGAGACGCCCGAGUUCCGCGGGAGUCCAUUGCUGAUUUCGCUGACUUUAUUCGGUCGACCGGCCCCAGUGGAGUGAAGGCACCACCAGCACGAACGACCGCUGGGGUUGCUGUUCACGGUCGGAGUACCAGUGGGUCGAUUCCGGUGACGCAGGCCUCGAGCAUGGAAAGCAACCGUCAGCGCCAGGGUUCUGUCAACCGAGCUCGUCUUCAGGCCCGCGAUGCAUCUGUCAGUGCGUCAAAUGAGAGCUCGGAUCUCAUCGAUUUCAUUCGCAGGGGACCGCCUAAUGCAGGCAACAACCCUCGCAUUCCUCGCAAUGUAGCACCUUUCAGGAACACGAUGGACUCGGAUCAACUGCAAAUCUCGGGCGCGAGUGGGGGCAAAGCUGUCGACGCAUCGAUUCCUGAUAUUAGGCACAGCCAAGCAUCUACCGUCAUCACCGAAAACUCUGUACCGUCGUCGAUCAACUCUCAGAGUGCACUGCUGAACAAGGCCAAGAAACCAGCUCAGUAUGGCAACAACUUUGAUGACGAGGACAUGAUCCCGAAGCGCAAGCAACGGAGAGUGCGUGACCCAUAUGCCAUCGAUUUCAGUGACGAGGAUGACGACGACUUUGACAUGGCUCCGCCGCCGCCCAAACCUAAGAAGGAGGAGAGCUUGAUAGAUUUCCUCAACAGCUACGACCCACCCAGCGAUCCUUCUCCGCCACAGCCUUUCAUUACCUCACAGACCCGUCAAGCUGCGCUUCAAGGUGCGCCCGUCGUGCCCAAAAAGAAGGCCAGCGCACCGAACCUGAUCUCAAGGCUCAGAUCAGGUGGAGGGGCAGUAGCCUCUUUUGGACGCAACGGAACUCCUGUGAACGAAGCUCGAUCGGUGAGCAGCAGCCAAGCCAGCCAGGGCAGAGGCUACACUCCUAUCAAUGUCCACAUCCCCAGCGGAGCAGACCAGUUCAUCACCUCGGCACCCCCCAGCAACCGCGCUGUAAGCAGCUCAACAGGCCGGGUUCCGAUGAAGAGGUUUGAGCCCCGUGAGGCAGUAUCCUCCAACGCGGGCAGCAGAACGUCUGACCUGGCAAAUUUCCUGCGUGACUCGGAGCCGCCGCCCUCGACCCUAGCAUCGCAGCCUCCUCGUGCUGAGGAGAAGAGCAGCGGCUUCUCGCGCGUAUUUGAACGCCGCAAGAAGUCGAUUGCAUACUGA